This is a messenger RNA of Tripterygium wilfordii, 1245 nucleotides long. Its product is annotated as strigolactone esterase D14-like. NCBI's taxonomy places the organism in Eukaryota, Viridiplantae, Streptophyta, Magnoliopsida, Celastrales, Celastraceae. Bases 83 to 940 code for a protein of 285 amino acids. The record is from RefSeq and is a predicted model, not a curated record. The transcript has 2 exons.
CCAGGAAGAAAAAAAUGACCCAAGUAUCUUCUACUCUUUUCUUCUCCUCCUUCCUUAAUUUGCUCAUUCAAAAGUAAACACUAUGGUGGUACUUGGGAAGAAGUCCCUCUCUGAAUCCAUGAACGCAAGAGUGAUAGGCUCCGGCACUGAAUCCAUGAUUCUUGCUCAUGGAUAUGGAGGCGAUCAAUCUGUGUGGGACAAACUAAUUCCUUACUUGACUAACCAUUUUACACUUCUUGUGUUCGAUUGGCCUUUCUCUGGUGCUAUAAAAGACCCAAACCUCUUUGAUCUUGAAAACUACUCUAAUCUUUCAUAUGAUGCUUUUGCUGAUGUCUUGAUAAAUCUACUUGAUGAAAUCAAGUUUAACUCCUCAUCAUCUUCUUCUUCUUCAUCUUCUUCUUCUGUUUUUGUUGGUCACUCCAUGUCUGGCAUGAUUGGAUGCAUUGCUUCUGUUAAAAGGCCUGAUCUAUUCAACAGACUCAUUCUUGUUGCAGCUUCUCCCAGGUACAUAAACACAGAGGAUUAUGAAGGAGGGUUAAACAAAUCUGAAGUCGACAACAUAAUCGAAACAAUUGGGACCAACUUCUACGACUGGGCUGAGAAAUUCGCUUCCCUUGCAAUGGACGCUAAAGAUCCUCCCUCUGCCGAUAAAUUCGCGCAGAGUUUGCAGAGAAUGAGACCGGAAAUCGCCCUCUCAGUCGCAAAAACUGUGUUCUACUGCGACGAGAGGGAGGUGCUAGAAAAAGUUGUGACCCCGUGCACUAUUGUCCAGACCAACAGUGACAUUGUGGCACCAAACUCUGUUGCUUAUUAUAUGCAGGCCAAGAUUAAGGCGGACGCAACAGUGGAGAUCAUCGACACUUUCGGCCAUUUUCCUCAUCUGACUGCACAUCUGCAGCUAAUUCAAGUGCUAAGUAGAGUUUUGGGGUUUCAAUAUUAAUUUUCAUAGCAAUAGCUAUAUAUAUAUAUAUGCAUGUAUAUAUAGUUUGAAAAUGUGUUUGUGGAUCCAUCUGUAGUGUGUGUGUGUUUUUUUUUUCCCUCUUUAAUGGUGUUUGUCAAUCUGUUUGUUUAGAGGCUUUGAUAUAUAAUAGUUUUCUUAUUUAAUAGUUAAAGAGUUUGGCUUGUAGAAUAUUGCGUUUGUGCUCAUACCAGAUUGUAAAUUAAGGUUUCCUACGGUUUGUCUAGGCCUAGUGGGCCCUUAAUUUUGGGCUAUAGUAUUAAGGUCUACAAUCUCGGCCCUUUUUA